AUGCGGACCAAAGCGUUGUCUUUGUCGCCUGAAACGGAGGAUUCGCCGUUGAAGAAGAAUCUGAUGGAGUCCGAAAUGAAAAAGAGCGAGAUUUACCCAGGAGGAAUGCCGAAGAUGGGUCCAUUCACGGGUAGAGAUCCGAAUGUGAAGAAACCUUCUUGGUUGAGACAAAAGGCACCACAAGGUGAGAAGUUUCAGGAGGUGAAGGAAUCGCUUUCACGUCUUAAGCUCAAUACUGUUUGUGAGGAAGCUCAGUGCCCUAAUAUCGGCGAGUGUUGGAAUGGAGGUGGUGAUGGUAUAGCAACUGCAACCAUCAUGGUUCUUGGUGAUACAUGUACUCGUGGGUGUAGAUUUUGUGCAGUUAAAACGAGUAGAAAUCCUGCUCCUCCUGAUCCAAUGGAACCAGAGAACACUGCCAAGGCCAUAACCAGUUGGGGUGUAGAUUACAUAGUGAUUACCAGCGUAGACCGUGAUGAUCUACCUGAUGGUGGAAGUGGACAUUUUGCGCAGACUGUAAAAGCGAUGAAGAGACUUAAGCCGGAUAUAAUGAUAGAAUGCUUAACUUCUGAUUUCCGUGGAGACUUGGAGGCUGUCGACACGCUUGUACACUCGGGAUUGGAUGUUUUUGCUCACAAUAUCGAGACUGUGAAAAGGCUCCAGCGACUUGUGAGGGAUCCUAGGGCUGGAUACGAGCAGAGCAUGUCGGUUUUGAAACACGCAAAGAUCAGCAAACCUGGAAUGAUCACAAAGACAUCCAUAAUGCUUGGUCUUGGAGAAACAGACGAAGAGUUAAAGGAAGCAAUGGCUGAUUUAAGAGCUAUAGACGUUGACAUUCUAACACUCGGCCAGUAUUUACAGCCAACUCCAUUGCAUUUGACUGUGAAAGAGUAUGUCACACCUGAGAAGUUUGAUUUCUGGAAAACAUAUGGAGAAUCAAUCGGAUUUCGAUAUGUUGCAAGUGGUCCACUGGUGAGAUCUUCAUACAGAGCAGGGGAGCUUUUUGUUCAGACAAUGGUGAAAGAAAGCUACUCUAAAUCAUCGUCUUAG
Arabis nemorensis is the source of this 1047-nucleotide messenger RNA. NCBI's taxonomy places the organism in Eukaryota, Viridiplantae, Streptophyta, Magnoliopsida, Brassicales, Brassicaceae. The record is from the annotation of a GenBank genome assembly.